GGGGGAAGUGGCGGAAGCAAUCAUGGCAGCCACAGUGACGGUGAAGUCAACCAAAGAGCGACUCUUAAGUGUUUUGGACGAUUUAGAGGUUUUAUCUCGAGAGCUCAUCGAGAUGUUAGCGCUGUCCCGGAGUCAGAAACUCCCUCAGCCCGGCGAAGACACUCAGAUCCUGGAGCUGCUGGUACAGCGUGACCGUGAGUUCCAGGACCUGAUGGAGGUGGCCCAGCAGCAGGGCAAGGUGCACCAAGAGAUGCAGCAGCUGGAGAAGGAGGUGGAGAAGCGAGACAGCGACAUCCAACAGCUACAGAAGCAGCUGAAAGAGGCAGAACACAUCCUGGCGACAGCCGUUUACCAGGCCAAGGAGAAGCUCAAGUCCAUCGAGCGAGCCAGGAAAGGAAGUAUAUCGUCCGAGGAGCUCAUAAAGUACGCCCACAGGAUCAGCGCCAGUAACGCCGUGUGCGCGCCACUCAACUGGGUUCCAGGUGACCCACGGCGGCCGUACCCCACUGACCUGGAGAUGCGCAGCGGCGUGCUGGGUCACAUGGCCAACCUUCCCACCAAUGGCGUCAACGGACACCUGCCUGGCGACGCCCUCGCUGCCGGGAGGCUGCCAGACGUGUUGACGCCGCACUACCCUUGGCAGUCGUCCGAGCUGUCAGUGGGCAUGCUGCCGCCCCACCACGCCAAUGACUUCGGCCUAGAGCCCCCCGGACACAAUAAGGAGAAUGAGGAUGACGUGGAGGCUAUGUCCACUGAUUCCUCCAGCAGCAGCAGCGACUCCGACUGAAAAAUGAGUGUCUGUGUGUAUGGGUUCUUUGUAAUUAUGCUUGUAAAUAAAUAAUUUUGUGUAGAAAUGUUCAUAUUUUGUCUGUAGAUUCAAAAUUUCUAUAAUAAAAAUAUAAACACUUUGUUCAUCCCAAAAG
Molecule: messenger RNA, 923 nt
Organism: Syngnathoides biaculeatus (alligator pipefish)
Lineage: Eukaryota; Metazoa; Chordata; Actinopteri; Syngnathiformes; Syngnathidae
Gene: med4
Product: mediator complex subunit 4
Exons: 7
Coding region: 23-787 (254 amino acids)
Biological process (GO): regulation of transcription by RNA polymerase II
Cellular component (GO): mediator complex; core mediator complex
Molecular function (GO): transcription coregulator activity
Source: RefSeq, a predicted model, not a curated record